UUCCGUUUUGACUUCGGCUUCGGCAAAGUUCGUUAACUUUCGUCAGCAAUUUGUUAACCUACAAACAACCACAAAACUCAUGUUUUUGGGCCUUUUUUCUUGAAAAAUUUGCGUUCAAAGUUUAAAUUAGCAGUCUGAUCGGUAAUGUAAGUUAGUAUUUUUCAAAUUUACUUCGAAUAGUGUUUUUUACAACCUCACAAAAUGUCCGAUAUGGGUGACGACGAUCUUUUGGGCGGUGAUUCCGACUGUGAACCUUACGACUUCAGUGAAGAGAAAGAGGAGCUUCUGCUUCAAGGGGAUGACGACUACUCAAAAACGGAAGCGGUGUACAAGAAAGCCUCGAAUUCCGAUUCCGAUGAUCAAGACGAUGUUCUCAAUUUAGACAUUGAGGAAGAUUUUCAAGAUGUUGAUGAUAAACUUUUGUUUGAGGAGGAGCAGGAACCCAAAGUUAAAAAAGACGAGAAGUUCUCAUCAGAAAAGAAACCACAAAACACGCAACAUAUACCGGUCGUUAAAACCCACCCUAUUGCACCCAAGAAACAAGAUAAUGUAGCGCCUCCUAAAGAGAGAAGUGCGCCAAAGGUUCUGACACGAAACGACAACAGGUGGAGGAACCCGGGACGCGGCAAUUCCCAACAACGCCCAAACUACGCCAAAAACAAUUUUCAAAGACGCAGGAACGGAACCGUUCUAAUCAACCCAAGAUACGAGGGAACAGUGCGUGUUAGUGAAAAUACCCGACUUGCUUGGGAUAACAACGCUCAAUAUCCCCAAAACAACACAUCCAAUUACGUUCAACCAUGGGUCUCCGGAAAUAAUUUAAACUACGAAACCACUCCCCAAAAUCAAAUUUUUAAUAACUUAGCCGCGCUGUUACCUCAAACUUCGAAUAGUAUUUUCCAGCCUCCAGUGAACAGUUAUCAACCAACGUUAUCAUUUGAACCUCCGCCAGGCAUUCAAACUUCUCCGCCGCCAUACAAUACUCAAGUCCAGCCUUAUUGCCAGUGGAAUUCGCCAAGUGUUGAUAAUCAGGUCUCUCGAGGACAGUAUGCAGCGCAGUCCAGUACAUCAUCUCAUCAGCCGUGUUUACCAAGAGGACCACAAAAUUUCAACAACUCAUAUACAAACUACUAUAACAGUAGUUUCAAUUUGCAAAAUUAUUCUUCUUAUAACGUUAGACCAAACUAUGAAACUAGGAGAAAACCUUACAAUAAUAUGCCCAGCCAGAAUACCAACUUUCAGAACAAAAAUUCAAGUUACGCCAGUAACAAUUCUUAUAAUAGAAAUACUAAUCUUAGUAGUGUUCCAAAACGCCCAAACUAUAGUAGUCCCCACAUUGUUCCAAUUGAAAAUAGAAAUCAAUUCAACGAAACUCGAGCCAAUUCUUACAGAAAUGAUUUUAAACAAGGCCAAAAUCAGAACGUACAAAGUGGUCAACAAUUUCAGACCAGAACUGAAAAUAGACCUAACAAUACCACGUUUAAGAAAAAUAAUGAUAAUUUCGACGUGCAACGAAAUAGGCGCACAAAUGACAAUUCUGGCGCUAAAAGCGACCAACCAGAAAAGCGACCAAAAUUUGACGAAUCUAGUAAUAAAAAGUCAGCGGACUCAACUAAAGAAUCGAAGAAUGAGGACAAAAAAGUACCUCCAGACGAAAAUAUAGAUUUCGAAGAUGAAGAAACAAGAUUGUACCGUUUGAAGAUUGAAGAACAGAAGCGCGAACGCGAGCGAAUAUUGGCCCUGAAAGAAGAGAGAAGGAAGCAAAUGAUGCUGCAGAGAAAACAAGAAGAAGCGAAAAAAUUGCCACCGCCGCCGCCACCACCACAACCGGAAAAUUCCGCGAAUUUCUCCAAACCUGCUAACUUUCAAAGACCGCAGUUUGAACGUGUCGCUGACACAGCCACCGUUCAAAAUCAAUACGCGAAACCGAAAAAUUCGGCCCAGUAUUCUAACGUUGAUUCGGAUCUUUCUGACGAAUUUCCUAAUCUUACGUUUAAAAUUACCAAUAAGAUUCCGCAAAGCGCUCCAGUUCAAAGCACGCCGAAAACUGAAGCGUCCUCUAGUGGCUUUAUGUCUAAUAGAGUGGUCAUGGUUAAGGGGAAAACCGGUGGUUUACCCGUUUCGUCAACUGGGGCUCCUAAACCCAGCAAUGAGGUUAACGAAUCUUCCAAUGUAGGGCAGGGUCUGUCGGCUUUUUUCAAUAAUCGGAAGGUGUUGAAGAAAGAUAGUUCGUUGCUCGAUACCAGGCUGGUUGUUGUCAAUAAUUUGUCGGCAAAUAUUAAUCAAAACAAAUUGGUGGCUUUGACUCGAGGCAUUGGCGAAGUACAGAAACUGCGAGUGGAUAGGCAAGAGCGACAAGCAACAAUUCUAUUUAAAUCUGUUGCAUCCGCUCAUGCAUUUUUUAAGAAAUAUCAACGGCGAAUACUUGAUGAUUUGUCUGUGAUUGAAGUUAAGUUAGAACCGAUGAUUUAAAAAGGCUUAGAAUAGUUGUUUUUGAUUUUUUAUUUAGUGUAUGGACUUAUGAUUUUGUUUUCACUAGUUUUUAUUCGUUUGUAAUUCUUAUUCUGAUAUUGUAAAUAUAAAUGAUAUAUUGUGAAUUCUCUGAGUACCAAUAUUUUAUCAUGUAGGGGAUUUCAUAAAUAGGAGUGUGCAGCGUGAUUGUGAAUCAUUGGUCGUCAAAAUUUUACAAACUCUGAACUCUGGCUUUUGGACAUGUUUCCGCACAAACAAUCAAAUUUUGGUUCAUAAGUGUUCAGAAUGAAGUCUUCUUCGUUGGAUCUGAGUUUUUCAUAUUGUGUUUUAACCGGACGAACAAUUAGUAAUAACAUGUCCACGAUUAUUUCGAUUUGACGUCAUAAUUAUUUAUGAUUUAUUUUUAAUGUAUGUUCUUUUAAAUCAUUUCGUUUCGCGUGUGGCCAACAAUUGUUUUUAUCUGAGUUUUUUGUAAACAUUAAUAUUUAGUUUUGGUGUUGUUCUUAUAGACAGACGACCAUUGAGUUAAUUUGUUUCGUACUUUUGUCAGUUUCGUCUAUUAUAAUAAAGAGCUUUCAAUGUUUAUAAUUACCUGAUUAUUCACCACAUCCACAAACAUGCGAAACCCGUACUAAAAACUGAAAUUUUUAUCAAAUUUAAUUUUUGUAACAAACAUCGUCAAUAAAUGUGAAUUAUUUUCCCGA
Tribolium castaneum (red flour beetle) is the source of this 3176-nucleotide messenger RNA. RefSeq lists its product as hypothetical. The coding region runs from base 202 to 2472 and encodes 756 amino acids. Gene Ontology annotation, molecular function: RNA binding. The transcript has 9 exons. Lineage: Eukaryota; Metazoa; Arthropoda; Insecta; Coleoptera; Tenebrionidae. The record is from RefSeq and is a predicted model, not a curated record.